This is a messenger RNA of Adineta ricciae, 1695 nucleotides long. The record is from the annotation of a GenBank genome assembly. NCBI's taxonomy places the organism in Eukaryota, Metazoa, Rotifera, Eurotatoria, Adinetida, Adinetidae.
AUGGCCAAGCAAGAAACAACAGCAACACCAACUCUUGCAAAGGAUUAUUUAUCCAAACGAAAAAUUCCCGAGUUAUUCGAAGCUUUAAUGACUGGGCUAAUGGUGAAUAAACCCGAUGAUCAUAUUGGAUUUCUUAUGGAUUCUCUUUCGCGGUGUAAAGGCAGCAAACAGUCAUUGAAAUGGGACACAUUUGUUAGCCAUAAUAGUGGUAGUCAUAAUGCAUUACCUCCUAUUGAUUCACCGACAGCAAAAUCCGGUGCGACUCAGCCAACAUUAAACAAUCAAUCAAAACUCGCUCCGAUUUCUGGUAAUAAACCAGACGAAACGCCGAAAAACGACAUUCGACCGCCUUCACCCAAACUCGCUCAACAGCAAACUUCGAAAUCUGAGGCUAUGCCUGCGAAGACUGAAGCGCAGUCAGUAAAGACUGCCACUCAACCACCAGCAUCGAAGUCGGAGUCUUCGUCUCACACGAAGCCAGAUGAUACUAAAAACAAAAGUCUACUUCAAGGAAAACCAAUUAUUUUCGUUGGUGGUGGUCCAGGCAGUGGUAAACGAACUCAAUGUCGAAAAAUGGUUGAGAAAUAUGGUUUUUGUCAUUUAUCAGCGGGUGAUCUCAUUCGCAGUGCUGCGCAAGACACAUCGACGGAAAGAGGCCGCUAUUUCAAUGAUACAAUGCUAAAAGGCAAACUCAUUGCAACAGAAGAUAUUCUUGGCUUAAUCAAAGAUGCGGUUUAUGAAAAAGCUAAAAAUGCGUUAGGAUUUUUAAUUGAUGGAUUUCCUCGUCGCAUUGACCAGGGCAUUGAAUUUGAACAGAAUGUUGCUGAGUGUAAUGUUCUUAUUUAUCUGGAUGUUCCCGAAGAUGUGAUGGCUACACGCUUAAUCAAACGUGGUGAAAGUAGUGGUCGAAGUGAUGACACCGAACAAAUUAUCAAGAAACGUAUACAAACUUUUCAUGAUGAAACCAAACCCAUUCUUGGUCAUUAUGGUAAACAAGGAAAGUUAAUUACCAUUGAUGCGAAUCGACCAAUUGACGAAGUAUCAGACGAUUUAAUCGACGCAUUCACUGGAUUGAUGAGCCAACAGCAAGUAGUUCUUCCGGAUCGAUCCUCUAUGGAAAAAUUGAAGAACAAGAAAAUUAUUUUUGUGGUCGGUGGACCAGGCUCAGGAAAAGGUACACAAUGCGAACGCAUUGUUCAGAAAUAUGGUUUUACGCAUUUAAGCACUGGUGAUCUUCUUCGUGAUGCUGUUCAAUCGAAAAGUGAACGUGGCGAGCAACUGAAUGCUUUAAUGAAAGAAGGAAAGCUGGUUCCUAUGGAAGUGGUGUUAGAUUUGCUCAAAGAAAACAUGCUUGAAAAGGCAGAUAAAUCUAAAGGAUUUCUCAUUGAUGGUUAUCCACGCGAAGUACCCCAAGCAAAAAAAUUCGAAGAACUGAUUGCUCCAUGUGAUCUUGUUUUGUAUGUCCAAGCAAGUGACGAAACAAUGACGAAACGGUUGUUACACCGUGGUCAAACAUCGGGUCGAGUCGACGACAAUGAAGAAACAAUAAAGAAGCGUUUGAAGACAUUUCAUAAUCAAACAAUUCCGGUUUUGGAUCUUUACGAACGCAGAAAUAAAUUAGUUGAAGUUAAUUCGGAAUUACUGCCUGAUGAAGUUUUCAAAGAAGUCCAACACGCACUGGAUAAUUUACAUUGA